AUGUCGCCGCAUCUGAAAUUCAUUCUCCACCGUUUUUUUUUGCACUAUCACCGCUAUGUAUUCCCACCCUACAUCCAAGGCAAGCAUUCCGCCACAUACUACGCCGCUAUGGUCGGGUCAAUCUACACUCUCCAUACAUUCAACUGGGUUAGUCGGACUUGGCACAUUACAUCAGCAAAAUUUCACUCGGCUCAAUCUCGGCUCAACACUGCUCACGAUUGCACCGCCUCUGCUCACGGCCUGCUCAGUCCUCGCUCAAGGUUCGCUCAGUCACGUUCAGAGUCCCGAUUAUGGGCCAUCCCUGGAACAAGCAUCGGCCAUGAAUAUAAGUUGUCAAGUUUACACGAACGCUUUGGGGUCCCAGUUUCGGGACCGUCAAGACUCCCUCAAUGCCUCGUCUUGUUCGAUGGGACAUAUAUUUGCAUCUUUCAACGCGUCCAUGUGGUUUUUCUUCAAGAAUCGCCACUUUUCGUCUCCGACCAGAACUUCCCGGCUCUCUCCUUCAGUCCAUUCAAGAUGGCUCCUUCGGGGACCAUUCUAUAUCAUGGCAUGGAAAUAUCCGAGCGCGAGCGAGAUUUUCUCGAGCGUAGUAUCGCGGGAAUAUCAAAUGUUGAUGGAUCCAAAGUUAAGGAGAAACAAGGACAGUACAAGCCGUCCAAAGGCGUGAAAGGUAACCAAACCAGGAUGGGACGUCGUUGGAUGCUUCCAGCUGACUUGAGUAGUUAUGUAGCAACGCAUCCCGGGGCAUCGGUGAACUCUCUAUCGAGCCUUGAAGGAUUUAUGCUUGGGGUUGGAACCGCAACUGUUGGCAGGAAGGGUGAUGACUACUACUUCAAACAACUCAGCGAAGAGGAAAAGAUGAAUCACCCAAUCUCUGUGGAGCAUAGAGAGCAUAUGACCCAAUACAACAAGCAAUUUCUACGCGUUGUCGCAAAUUUAAGAGACUCUGUAAGGGAAUCCAAGUUUGCUAGUAAUUUUCAUUAUGGAAUCCUAGCACUUAAGGCGAUGAUAAUUCAUUGGACACUGUCUUUGAUCUCCUUCUUUGGCUCCCAUAGAAUUGGUGAUCUAGCCAAAUCGUCUGCACGAGAGGAUUCCGAGAGAGAAAAAAGAGGCUCACAUUUCAAGGUCUUGCAUGGGCUCAGGAGGGGGCAUAUGGCAAACGACUCGACAAGGGAGCAAGAUCCAAACAAAAGCUCUGAGCUGACUAUAUUUAUCUCAGCUAGCUCAGACGUGAGGAGAGAACCGAGGACGCACAAACCAUGCAUAUUGCUACUCCAAAUAGAGUAUGGCCUGGGGGUUAGCGGUUUCUGA
This is a messenger RNA of Lindgomyces ingoldianus, 1311 nucleotides long. RefSeq lists its product as uncharacterized. NCBI's taxonomy places the organism in Eukaryota, Fungi, Ascomycota, Dothideomycetes, Pleosporales, Lindgomycetaceae. The coding region runs from base 1 to 1311 and encodes 436 amino acids. The record is from RefSeq and is a predicted model, not a curated record. The transcript is spliced from 10 exons.